Phragmites australis (common reed) is the source of this 3180-nucleotide messenger RNA. RefSeq names its product putative pentatricopeptide repeat-containing protein At3g16890, mitochondrial. NCBI's taxonomy places the organism in Eukaryota, Viridiplantae, Streptophyta, Magnoliopsida, Poales, Poaceae. Gene Ontology annotation, molecular function: protein binding. The coding region runs from base 96 to 2171 and encodes 691 amino acids. The record is from RefSeq and is a predicted model, not a curated record. The transcript has 2 exons.
AGGUUGAAUACUUCCCUAAACUUUUAACCCAAGAGAUAAAUCACACCAGAAGAAGAAAAAGGCUGGAUUUUUUCUUCAUUUCUCACACGAAGCAGAUGGGAAGCAGGAGGCUGCUCCCCAAUCUCCUCCGGCGCCUGCCCAAACCCGCCGGUCUCUCCUCCCAAAUCCGCCAAAGAUGCCACUUUUCCAGCAAAUCGGGCCAGGAUGCGGCGGAAACUGCCGCCGCCGACCCAGGCCGCGCGGCGUCGCUCCUGGCCGAGCGGGACUGGUUCGCGCGGCUCAACUUGGAGUUCGCUGCUACCCUCCAGCACCUGGGCCCGCGCUUCGUCGUCCGCGCGCUGCAGCACGCCGCCGCCGCCGCAUCGGAGCCGCUCCUCUGCGUGCGCCUCUACGUCUGGGCGUCGCGGUUCGGGCGCCACGUCGCGCGUGACCGCUCCGUGCGGCGCGCGCUCGGGGACGUCCUGUGGCGGCGCGGGCCCGUGGUGCUCUCGGCUGCGCUGGUCGCCGAGGUGAAGGGGUGUGGGUGCGAGGUCUCCGAGGAGCUGCUAUGCGCGCUGAUCGAGAGCUGGGGCAGGCUCGGCCUGGCACACUAUGCGCACGAGGUGUUCGUGCAUAUGCCGCGCCUGGGGCUGCGGCCCAGCACGGCGGUCUACAACGCGGUGAUCGCGGCCUCUGUAAGGGCCGGCGCGGUGGACACGGCGUACCUCAGGUUCCAGCAGAUGCCCGCGGACGGGUGCCAGCCGGACUGCUUCACGUACAACGCGCUCGUGCACGGCGUCUGCCGGCGUGGGAUUGUCGACGAGGCGCUCCGUCUGGUGAAGCAGAUGGAGGGCGCGGGGAUUAGGCCGAAUGUUUUCACCUACACGAUGCUGGUUGAUGGGUUCUUCAAUGCCGGCAGGGCGGAAGAUGCGGUUCGUGUGUUGGAGAGGAUGAAGGAGAAGGGUGUGGCGCCGACUGAGGCCACGUACAGGACGCUGGUUCACGGUGCGUUUCGGUGUUUGGGGAAAGACAGGGCACACAGGAUGAUGAGUGAGUGGCUUGAGACUGAUCAUGCUCUGCAUUCAAGUGCGUGUCAAACUUUGCUGUACUGUCUCUCGAAGAACGACAUGGCCAAAGAGGCGGUGGAACUUGUGAAGAAGAUGGGCAAUAGGGGUUAUCGCCUUGACAACACAAUGUUUGGCAUUGUGAUCUCUUGUGCUGUGAAAUGCUUGGAGCUGAUUGAUCUAUGUGAGUUGUUUGAUGAUUUCAUCAAGAAAGGCCAGAAUCUGGGAUUUGAUAUGUAUAUUAUCAUCAUCAACUCCUUGUUGAACUGCAAGGAUAUCUCAAAGGCAAACAAGUAUUUGAGUCAGAUGGUUUUGGAUGGGCUCUUGUCUAGUGUGACAUCCUACAACAUGCUGAUAGAUUGCCUCGCCAAGGCAGGUGAGAUGGAAAUGGCAAUGGAGAUUGUCAAAGUGAUGCAAGAGUCAGGUUUCUUUCCUAAUCUCGUGACUUUUAACACGCUGAUAAGUGGAUUUUCAAAAUUGUGCAAUGUACAUGAGGCAAAGGCUGUUCUUAAGAUGCUUAUGGAACACGGGCUCAUGCCAGAUAUCAUUACUUUUACCUCCCUUAUUGAUGGGCUUUGUCAGACCCAUCAGCUGGAUGAUGCUUUCGGUUGCUUCAAUGAGAUGUCAGAGUGGGGUGUUAGGGCGAAUGUACAGACUUACAAUGUUCUAAUACGUGCAUUUUGUUCAGCAGGUCAUGUUAACAAGGCCAUCGAUCUUCUUAGUAAAAUGAAAAUGGAUGGCAUUACCCCCGAUGCAUAUUCCUUCAAUGCACCUAUUUUGAGUUUUUGCAGGAUGAGAAAAAUAGAUAAAGCUCACAAUCUUUUUAAUGCCAUGUUAAGAUGUGGUGUGGCUCCAGACAGUUACACAUACAAUGCCCUGAUAAAAGCUCUAUGUGACGAAAGAAGAGUUGAUGAAGCUAAAGAAAUUCUUCUUGCAAUGGAGUCCAGUGCCAGCAUUGUCACUAAUCAACAUACAUAUUGGCCAGUUGUUGGUGCACUUGCUAAAAUGGGUCGUUUCAGCGAGGCAGGAGAGUUCAUGAACAAGUUCCAUAGAAGAAAUGCUCACUUAGGCUCCAGUUCUAAUCUGAGGGCAGGAUCAGAAAUUUUGGUUCAGACUGUCAAUACGUGAAUUAUGAUUUAUCUGCCACAUGCUAUUUGAUACAUGAAUGCUGCCCUCUCCUGCAGUGAACAGUGCAAAGAUAGCCUCAUCUUUGCUAGCGCUAAGUGUUGGUCGCAAGUGAAGUGUUUGGACCUUCUCAGUGCCUUCAAGAAUUUGGCUCACCGGCAUGGAUUGCAUUUCAAGGAUGCUAUGGAUUUGUGCUUUUCCCUCUGAAAACCUUUUCAGAGCAAAUCGGAAUGUUUCUUUUAGCUUCUUUUACCUACUUUGUUACAAUGUGACUACAUAAAGUGAUAAACUUUUGGCGAAUCCAUAGAUGCUUUCAACAUGUGAAUGCUCUCAAGAGAAAUUCCAGAAGCUUAGAAAAAGUUAUUGACUGUGUUCUUGGUUUUAUUUGUACUUGAUUUUCAGUGAAGUAUGAACAUUCAAAACCAAAAAAAUGAAAGCGGGGAAUUUGUCUCAGUAAAUAGUUGCCUUUGGGAUAUGAAUGGAUCACGAUGUCUAUAUGUUGUCUGGUAGUAGUUUCUAAGUAAACCUGUAAUACCAAUUGCAGCGUUUUUCUACGAAAGCAGCCUAGGGAGAUCAAUUCUGCUGUUUGGAAUUUUCUUUUUGUAUCUUCGUUUGCCUUGACGAUUGCCCACCAUCUUGUAGUCUGGUUAUUCAACAGUAACUUUGACAGGUGCUCUCAAGGCCUUUGUUGCUUCUCAAGUGGUUCGAACUGCAGCUCGUGCACGUCACAGUCGGUAUUUUAGUCAGGGGAGCUCUUUGCCGUCAGUGGUGCAAUCCCUUCACAGUGGCUGAGACCUAAUGGGACCUUGCGUUCCUGUAAUGGCGUGGUCAAGUUGAGUUGAGUUGCUCUCGUCAGGGCAAAGAAUAAUGAAGCUGCUUUGCUCUUGUAUGUUUUUUUUUUCAUGUGUUCCCGUCAUGCGAUUGACAAAAUGUGAAAGAAACAGAGCAGGCAUGUGUUCCCGUCAUGGUCAUGAAGUGGAAGAUAUUUAUUCAGGCAUACCGAACUAGUUAC